UCCUGGGCUGAAAGCCGCAAGCUGCAGUCCGGAGAACCAGCAGCUGUGGAGGCCCCAGGAGCGUCCAGCAGACUGACCCGUCAGGCUUCACUCCGGCUGGUAUGGCUCAAACUGAUGGGACGUGAGAAGCUUUUUUUCACAACUGGGCUUCCACGACCCCGCAACGCCCUGUUAAACUGAACGAUGUGAUCCAGAACACAGGACGCUUUAAAAAUGGCUCUGGAUGUAGCAGAUGGACGGAUUUGAGUGAACCAGCCUGCCUUGCUUCAAUAUGAUGCUUUCCUCGGACCGUGGAUCGGGCGUGUUUGGGUCAGCCUUUUCUCUUCUUCACCUUUUAGUUACAGCUGGACUUGUGUCCAUUCUGGAGGGUGCAGAGGCAAGUGAGCAGCUCACAGAUAGCACUCUUGAAGGGCUUCUCCAGUAUGAGGUUGUGCACCCUCAGAGAGUGGAUUCAGCUGGACAUUUUAUCUCUCACCUUGUGUCCCAUCGCGUGAGCCGAGUUCGAAAGAGGCAGGUGGAGGAGAGCGCAGAAAGCCUGGCUCACGUUUUCUACAACCUGCAGUAUGCUGGUCAGGACUUGCUUUUCAAUCUCACGCUUAACCCUCAUCUGUUAGCUCCUGGUUUUCUUACAGAGCGCCGCAAUGGUGGCCUUCAGGGGUCCACUCUACAUUCUAAUGGCCAUUCUCUGUGCUACUUCCUCGGAGAGGUGUGGAGUAGUGCAGCCACCAAGGGUCAAGCAACUAUAAGCACCUGCGAUGGCCUGACAGGACUGUUUAAACUCUCAAAGGAGGAAUUCUUCAUCAGGCCGCUGGAGCAACCGCACGGAACAGCAGAGCCACAGGCCCAUGUCAUCUAUAAGCGAGAUACCUCUCAAACCAACAGCCAGCUGGUGCAGUCCUUGUUUGAGGGAAAGUCAUCCAAUGGGACCUGUGGUGUCAAAGAUCCUCAGGGAGGAGCAGCUCGAGGGGAGAGACAGCGAGAGCGCCGGGAGAGACGCCAGCACCGCAGGAGACAGCGCUCAAUCAGCAGGGAGAAAUGGGUGGAGACGCUGGUGGUGGCUGACCCAAAAAUGGUGGAGUACCAUGGCAGGAGCGGAGUGGAGAGCUAUGUUCUAGCAGUCAUGAACAUUGUCGCAGGGUUGUUUCAUGAUGCCAGCAUUGGAAAUGCCAUCAAUAUUGUGGUUGUGCGUCUCAUUCUGCUAGAAAAGGAUGAGGAGGACCUGAAGAUCACCCACCAUGCGGACAACAGCCUCAGCAGUUUCUGCAAAUGGCAGAAGCGCCUCAACACGAAAGGAGAUGACCAUCCGGUCCACCAUGAUGUGGCUGUCCUUCUUACAAGGAAAGACAUCUGUGCUGCCACAAAUAAGCCAUGUGAGACGUUGGGGCUGUCUCACGUGGCCGGAAUGUGCCAGCCUCAUCGCAGCUGCAGCAUCAAUGAAGACACGGGGCUGCCACUGGCUUUCACUGUAGCACAUGAGCUUGGCCACAACUUUGGGGUUCAGCAUGAUGGAAAUGGAAACGACUGUGAGCCGAUUGGGAAAAGGCCGUUCGUCAUGUCUCCACAGCUACUGUAUGGGACCUCCCCGCCCAACUGGUCUCGCUGCAGCCGCCAGUACAUCACCCGCUUCCUCGACCGUGGCUGGGGCUGGUGCUUGGACGACCCUCCUAGCAGGAACAAGCUGGCUGAUCAUUUAGUGCUGCCUGGCGUCCUCUACAGCGCCGCCCACCAGUGCAAGCUCCAAUAUGGCUCCAGCUCACUGCUGUGCGAUGACAUGGACAAUGUCUGUAGCACUUUAUGGUGCACUGUGGAUUCCACCUGUCAUUCAAAGUUGGACGGAGCGGUGGAUGGCACCAAGUGUGGCGAAAACAAGUGGUGUUUGAGUGGUGAGUGUGUGGCAGCAGGGCAUCCGCUGCAGAAAGUCAAUGGCGGUUGGGGGCCGUGGAGUGAGUGGUCUGUCUGUACCAGGACAUGCGGGGCAGGGGUGCAGAACGCCCAGAGGGACUGUGACAAUCCAGUCCCAAAGAACGGAGGGAGGUACUGCCUUGGGGAGCGGCUCAGGUACAGAAUCUGUAACCGUGAGGCUUGCCCUCCAGACCAGCCCAGCUUUAGAUACAUCCAGUGCAGCAAGUUCAACACCGUGCCUUAUAAGGGCAAGUUCUACAAAUGGGUGAAUGUCAAUAACCGAAUUAAUCCGUGUGAACUGCACUGCCGCCCGGUGAAUGAGUAUUUCUCAGAGAAGAUGGUGGACGCUGUGAUUGAUGGUACCCAGUGCCAUGAGGGUAGCCAGAGCCGGGACAUGUGCAUUAAUGGCAUCUGUAAGAACAUUGGCUGUGAUUAUGAGAUCGACUCCAGUGCAGUUGAAGACCGGUGUGGAGUGUGUCAUGGCAACGGAUCUACUUGUGAAACUGUGAAGAGAACCUUUGAGAAGAGUGAGGGGCUGGGCUAUGUGGACAUUGGUCUGAUUCCAGAAGGAGCACGGGACAUCUACAUCGAGGAGGUGGCCGAGGCUGGGAACUUUCUGGCGUUACGGAGCAACGACCCGGAAAAGUAUUUCCUGAAUGGCGGCUGGACCAUCCAGUGGAAUGGAGAGUACAAAGCAGCAGGAACUGUGUUCACCUACAAGCGGACUGGUCAGCUAGAGAAUCUCACAUCCCCCGGACCAACCAUGGAGCCAGUGUGGAUUCAGCUGCUCUUUCAGGAGACGAACCCAGGAGUGAGGUAUGAAUACACCAUCAGCAGAGAGAGCCUGCAGGAGUCUAUCAGUGGCACCCCUGCCUCAGAUUUCCAGUGGAAGCAUGGAGCCUGGACAAAGUGCAGUGCCACAUGUGGGACAGGUGUCAAGAGACAGAUUGUGCACUGUGUCGAACGGACACAUGGGAUUGUGGAUGAGCAUUACUGUGACCCAGCCACUCGGCCGGAUGACAAGCGAGUGCGCUGCAGCGUUGGAUUAUGCCCAGCUGUAUGGUGGACCGGGGAGUGGCAGAAGUGCUCAUUAAGCUGUGGGGAAUGGGGGCUGAUAAAGAGAACAGUGGUAUGUAUUCGGAGUUUGGGGCUGGAUGAGCAGGAAGCCCUGCAGCCAACAGAGUGCCAGCACCUACCCAGACCUGAUCCGGUGUCCCACUGCAAGGUACCCUGCCCUGCUGACUGGAUCACAGGCAACUGGUCAGAGUGCUCGAAGAGCUGUGCAGGUGGCGUGCAGACACGGGAAGUGACGUGCAGUUGGAACACUGGGGUGGACUGCGAUCUUCAAGCUAAGCCCGCUUCCAGCAUGCCAUGCAGCGUUCAGGAAUGCCCUGUAAAUGUGGACAUUGACUGGUCUGGUAGUGGCUCAUCAAGCAAAGAGGUUUUCAACGAGAUAAACUCAAUACCUGAUGAUAACCACUUGCGGAAAUUUGCCGUUGGGACAACUAGGGCACAGCCACGAGAUGGCGAAGACCUCAAUAACGCCGCUGGUGGGGAUUUCUCGUAUCGUGAUCGUACUGAAUUUGAAAAGUCUAUCAAGAACGACAUCCAAGUUGAUGAUUUUUACUAUGACUAUAACUUCAUAAAGUUCCAUGAGGAUCUGUCCUAUGAUUUUGAUAAGGAAUGGAUUGGUGUGUCUGAUUACUCAGGUAUUCAUUUGAAGCAGGAUCCCAAACUCAGUCCUACCACAGUUUACAGGCGGAGACCGGGUCCUUCCACAGCUACCUCAUUCACACCCUCCACUGCUAACCCACCAACUGCCUCUACUUCCCCUUCCAACGAAACGCCAGAAAGUCCUCCGCUAGAUGAGGAUGUUUCAGAAGAUGAUGUGGUUAUUGAGGACUACUUCUUGCCUAUUGCAACAACAGCGAGGCCACGUUCUUCCAUCACCAGAUUCUCUCAGAGAUGGAAGGAACCCAAUGUUCUUGGCCCAGCUCAGGACCUCAGCACUGUGGAAAGCCCACUACCAACAGAUGAGAUGCCCUCUAGGUCUGUAGGUACAACAUUGCAUGGUGCAAUGCCAAAUGUUUAUGUGACACAUGAGCCUCUUACAAAUGAUGGAGGGAUUAAAACAGACCUUCCUGCAACUCAAAAAUAUGAAGACGUUGUGGAUAGGGAGGAGGAACUGUUGGGUGAAGAUGCCCCUGGGGGUGAAACUGAUUGGGAAAGGCUUUUACCAGAGUCUCCUCCACCAAUCCACAUUGCCUCCAGUGCCUCUGAGAACUCAUAUGUGGGCCCCACCACUACUCCUGCCAAAUGGAAUACAGCCUUACAUGAGACAUCAGAAAGCACAACCACAUACCCACUUGAGAUGCAUAUCAGCACCUCCCCAGGGGGUCAGUAUGAAGAUACUGAAAUGAGCAGUAACAUUGGCACUAAUGCUGAAGACUCCAUGACCUUAAAUAGUUUCUCUCAGGAGCCUCCUUCCUCACAAGCUCUGUAUAAUCCAGCAGAAAAUAAAAGUAGCAUGACUUCAUCUGCUGGGCCAGAGUCCCUACCUCAUGUGGAAUCGCGUAAUGAUUUGCAGUCUCCCUCAUGGAUUUCAGCAGACCUUCCAACCACCAUCAUGCCAGAUGCUAAGAGCCAACCUUCUGGCACCAUCAGCCCAGCUGCUACUCUCGGUUCUGAACAUGUAGAUCCCAGUAGACAGCAGUGGGCAACCCCAGGUCCUUCGCUUGCCUGGACAGAGAUUGACCACAACCAAAUUAUUGUUCCUCGAUUGCUGAGGUUCAAAAGCCCCACUUCCCCUGACCCCAUGCAGUCUCCAUCUCAGGGUUCAACUAGUCAGCAUCCAGACUCUGUUGAGCCAGAUACGUCCUCCCCACUUUCGUCAUCCUCCACUGUCUUCUGGAGAACCAGCAACUGGAGUGCUUGCUCCACCAGCUGUGGGCUUGGUGCCAUUUGGAGGUCAGUGCACUGCAGCACUGGAAAUGACUCUGAGUGUGACAUGACGAAGAGGCCGGCGCCGGCUCGCCGCUGCUACCUACGGCCAUGUUCCGCCUGGAAGAUGAGCAAUUGGAGCAAGUGCUCGAAAAACUGCGGGGGAGGCGUGAAGCUGCGUGAGGUUCAGUGUUACGACAUGCGCGACCAAAGGCUGCUGCGGCCCUUUCACUGCCAGGCCGUCUCCCUCAGGCCCCCUGCCCGCCUGCCCUGCAACACCCAGCUCUGUGUGGACUGGUACACCUCCUCCUGGGGACAGUGUUCAGAGCUGUGUGGAGGCGGAGAGCAGCAGAGACUGGUCACCUGCCCUGAGGAUGGGAGAUGUGAUGAGGUGCAAAGGCCCAGCUAUAUUCAACCCUGCAAUACCCAGCCCUGCGCCCAGUGGGUGACCGGAUCCUGGGGUCAGUGCUCGGUGUCCUGCGGCGGAGGGGUGCAGCGCCGGCUGGUCAAAUGUGUCAACACAAAGGCAGAGCAGGAGGAGGAAGAGGAGCAAGCCCAGUGUGACCACGAGCCCUGGCCAGAGAACACGCGCCAGUGUAACCUACAGGACUGUGACAGCACCCCCUCUGGUCAGGUGUGCUUACGUGACCGUCUGACAUUUCGCCUCUGCCAGACCCUCAAGUGGCUCGGCCAAUGUGACCAGCCUGCCGCUCGCUCCCAGUGCUGCAAAACCUGUGAUCGGCAUCAUCGCGGCAACGACCGCGCUACGCGCCGCUGAGAGGGAAGGGCACGGGACGAGUGACAGUUUUAAGCCAGGGAAUUUGUCUUUCUCAAACAAAAUGCCAAGCCAAACUAGGACAGUCUUUCUACUUUGGCUUGUUGUUGUCACUGGCCUACGGGAUCCUGCAGAGGCUUGUGAAGGAGGUGCUUUCCCCCUAUUGUUGCUGAGACACAAGCGAUACAUUGUACAUGGAGGACUUCAAAUACCGUCUCAUUAUUGAUUGAAGGAAGUUUAUUCACUGAGCGCAGUUUUAACUUUCUUCACAAAUACAAGUCCAUCGAUCUCGUUCACAGCAGUGAUCAAUUUAGAUGAGUGGCAGUUGAAAGUCUAAGAGCAUUCACAAAUCUGCAGUUACUUCAGAACUGAAUAGAAAGAAACCUCACUAUGUCGCUGUAUAACUGUGCCGACUUCUUUGUGUUUUGCUUUUAAAACUGACAGUAAGUCUCUGUUCAUUUCCAGUAUUUUCUGAACCAUGUGUUUAGGGCUUUGACUAGUUCAGUGUUAACUAUAGAAUGAACUAAAAUCUCCAACAAUGCUUUCUGCUGAUCGCAGCUGUUACCUAACCAUAAUACAAGCCUAGAGGACGUCUAAGGAAACGGUGCUGCAGAAAUCACCUGGUGCUAUUGGCAGGUUUGUGCCACUAUUGGUGGGCUAUUGCCUUUGUCUACUUGAAUUUGUUCACAGGCUAUUAAUAGGACUCGACUUUAAACUUUUGUUAAAGAAAUAGUUCAGCGAAAAAUGUACACAACUUUCCACUUAGCCCGGAUGCAGUCUAUUAGUCAAGACAUGUUUAGUGUCCAAAUUUUGCUUCUGUAGUUCAGCGCUGGAGCUGUGAGGCUAAGGAUGCUAAAUCUUACAUCUCUAAAACUUCGCUCAACCCACUCAAACUGAAUCCAGGUCUUCAUUAAGGUUGUUAACUUACUGUGAACUAUAAAAAUGAACAAAACUUUACCGUGCAGCUGAACGCCGCAGGCAGCCACUGAGAGAGGUUUCGGGGAUGUGUUUGGGUGACUGUUGGCUUCUAGUGUUUGUUAGCAACAUUAGCCUCAAGGCUCCAGCACAAAACUAAAGAAGUAAAGUUUGGAUACCAAAGAUGUCUUGGCUGAUCCACUACAUUUGUGAUAAAGGUAGAAUUCAUUUCCGAAGCAUUUGUGAUUACAUUUGUUUUGAAUAUUAAUCGGGAAUGUGUUACUAUCAUUACAGGCUUUUGACAGUAGGUGCAGUCUUGAAAAUAAAGGUACUAAAAAGGGUUCUUUGGAGCUUUUUUGUUCCCUAAAGAAACUUUCAGUGAAUGGACCUUUUAACCACUUCUAUAUCAGUGGAAGGUUCUAUACCAAGUAGAACCAUUUAGUGCCCUUUAUUUUUAGGAGUGUACACUGAACUAAUAUGCGAGUCAUAUUCCAUUAGAUUGUUCUGGGAAAAUAUUUCCAAAAGUUACUUGGCGCUCAGAGAGAUUAUGCUUUUCAAAAUUGUGUCAUUUGCGAUCUUCAGGUAAAAUGUUAUCCCACAUUGUUUUAUUUUUCAAUAUUAUUUAUAUACUGGGUAGUAACAUGUUUUGUACAGUGUAUGUGCCGAGUCAUAAUGCAUAAUGUAGCAAAAAUGCUGAUACAUAUUAGAAUCCACUCACAGUCCACUUUUCUAAAAUCUCCUGCCCUGUGCUUUAACUCACUGGCCACUUGACAUCCUUUUAUAAGUCUACUAUAUACAGAUGUAUGCAAAGGUUUUGGCACCCCUGGUCAAAUUACAUGUUUUCAUUUUCUUUUUCUAAGAGAAAACAAGGUAACAAGGAUGUGUUCACAUAUUGUCACUUAGAAAAUCAACAAAAACAUGUAAUUUGACCUUUUGCCUAUGACAUAGCUCAUCUGUUGUCAUGCACAAUUUAUUCCUGCUGCCCAUUUAUCAUUGGUCAUUUUCUUAGCACGGGAUCACUACUGACCAAAUAUUAUUUAGGUAGCGGACCAUUCCCAACACAAUAGAAAAUAUGAAUAAAAAAUGUACAAAAAUUCCCUUUCUCUCUCUUUCUCUGUCUCUCUGUGUCUCUGUCUCUGUCUCUAGGUGCUCUGUGGUCAAAAAUAGACCAUUAAUGAAGGGCUAGAGGUUAGGUUGCACAAAUUGUGCAUCAGCAGAUGGGCUGCUGUCUCUGUACACCAGGUGGAGCUUCCAGGUAGGGAUUUCUAAUAAAGUGGCUGGUGCGUGUAGAUUAGUAAGCUCUAAGCCUGACUGACUUAAAUGUACGUAAGCCAGAAAUGAAUUUGGCUAAAGUUGCUGAAAGGCAUUAGUUGUGGACGUGUUCUUCAUUGUUCGUCCUCCACCAAAGAACUAGAGGCGAAUGGCCCUCUCAGCACUUUCAAUUAUUACUCCUAAAUUAAGUGAUGUCUUUAAAUUUGUAUGCGUCAUUUUCCAACACUCAAGUUUAGUGACCUUUCAGCUCUUCUGAUGGCCUUAUCAGUUACAGUCAUGCUGAGAUCCCCCAAAGCGAGAAGACUUUGGCAUGAAGGAGCACUCGGACACUAAUGACACUGUCCUUAAAAUUAAGAGAACACAUCUACUUCAUUCCCCAGUCAAGUCAUGUAGUUUAUAGUGGGAGUUUAAUUACUGAUGAAUUUGAUUUGUAAUGUAAGUCAAGGAAUGAACUUGUUCAUUUGUGAAGGCUUUGUGUGUCAGUCUGAACUGAGAUACAUUUAUCUUGGACCAUCUGAGAAUAUAUUAUUGGGACUGGGACCCGUUAAGCUUGCUCUUUCUUGGUUGACUAAAUGUGAUUACUCAACAUGCCUGUUCAGUAAAUGUGUAAUUUAGGGUUUUAUGUCAUACUGAGAUAUUUCCAUUCAUUUAGUUGGUACAGAUUACAGUGUAUUCUGACUGUUUUAGCUUCUUUCUUCUUCUUUCGUAGAGAGGAAGGGUGAAAACUUUGUAAUAUCUUACAUUUGUAUCUCUUUGAUUAAAUGUUUCUAAAUCAUA
This is a messenger RNA of Colossoma macropomum (tambaqui), 8581 nucleotides long. Its product is annotated as A disintegrin and metalloproteinase with thrombospondin motifs 7. The record is from RefSeq and is a predicted model, not a curated record. Lineage: Eukaryota; Metazoa; Chordata; Actinopteri; Characiformes; Serrasalmidae. The coding region runs from base 272 to 5620 and encodes 1782 amino acids. The transcript has 24 exons. Gene Ontology annotation, cellular component: extracellular matrix. Gene Ontology annotation, biological process: proteolysis; extracellular matrix organization. Gene Ontology annotation, molecular function: metalloendopeptidase activity.